UGUCGAGCGAAAAGUCGUCACCACGAGUUCACGACGACACUCUGUGCGACUAGGACUCCCUGAACGACAAUUCCUCCGCUUCUUCACUUUCCAAUUCGAAUGGAGGACAUACAGCGGCUGUCCCGGAUGAGAAUCCGUCAACAUCCUCGCACACCCUCCUCAUUGGGCCUUCUCGUUCUCUGCGGCGUUCUGUUCGCCCCACCUGCGUUGUGCGACUGCUACUAUUCAAAUGGGACGACAAACCGAGACCCCAUUUAUCAGGAAUGCCCUGAUACGCCGACAUGUUGUGUGCUGAACCGCAAUAAUCUGGAUGGUACCAACGACAUCUGUCUACCGAAUGGCGUAUGCCAAAAUGCCCUCUUUCCAGGCGGUGGUGAGGGGCCGUCAUACUGGAGGGACUCUUGCAUUUUCAAGAAUUGGGAGGAUGGGAAUUGUUUGAACAUUUGCACGGACGAUGAUGCCGCAAAGAAGUUCGGAAAUUUCAUGCUGACACCAUGCGACGGGACGAGCACGUCCGAGUGGUGGUGCUGUGGUAGCAGUGUUGACUGUUGUGGGAGCGAUAACCCGAAUAGGCAUCGCAUAUUCCCUACGUUAACGAUCCCUUCGGCUUCCGCACCCUCCUUCCCGACGUCUCCCACAUCUGAAACCGGACUAGUCGCCCUCACCACCAGCUCUUUGGUCCACUCUGCGUCACCCGCAUCUGAUGGAUCUAUUCCAACGCAUAAUGAGGGGCUCUCAACAGGAGUUAAGGCUGGAAUUGGCGCCGGAGCCUGUCUCGGUGGUCUAGCUAUCUUUGCUUUCGGCUUCUAUAUUGCGCGGUGGCUGCAGCGGAGGAAGAGAGCGAUUGCAGAUCCAAAAGAGUUAUAUGUGCCGGGGUAUGUGGGACCUUCUGGCCUCCUAAUUCAGGCUGCGCCUCCUACCAUGGCGCCCGAGCCUGUCCCCGUUGAGACCGGCGAUGCACCCAAACAUGAGAUGCCAUAGCCGAUAUACGCCAGUCACUUUAACUACGGCUUCUCUAAUGUAAAAUAUUUCGCGGCCAAUCCUGGUACAGAGAGCCUCCAGCGACAUCUACA
This is a messenger RNA of Trematosphaeria pertusa, 1073 nucleotides long. RefSeq lists its product as uncharacterized. The record is from RefSeq and is a predicted model, not a curated record. Bases 100 to 981 code for a protein of 293 amino acids. NCBI's taxonomy places the organism in Eukaryota, Fungi, Ascomycota, Dothideomycetes, Pleosporales, Trematosphaeriaceae. The transcript has 2 exons.